Penicillium brevicompactum is the source of this 1497-nucleotide messenger RNA. RefSeq names its product putative MFS transporter. Lineage: Eukaryota; Fungi; Ascomycota; Eurotiomycetes; Eurotiales; Aspergillaceae. The record is from RefSeq and is a predicted model, not a curated record. The transcript is spliced from 7 exons. Gene Ontology annotation, molecular function: transmembrane transporter activity. Gene Ontology annotation, cellular component: membrane. Gene Ontology annotation, biological process: transmembrane transport. Bases 1 to 1497 code for a protein of 498 amino acids.
AUGGACAAGUCAGUAGACGAGCAUGUCGAAUACCAAGAGGAAUCCGACCACAAGGGAAGUGCCUUGGAGCAAGAUGCCCUCUACCAAGCAUAUGCCUCCAAAGGCCCUGAAUGGCAUCAGACUAUGACCAAACGCCUGCUCCGCAAAGUCGACUGGCAUCUGUUGCCUUUUCUGAUUCUGAUGUAUCUUUUAAACUUUUUGGACAGAAACAACCUUUCCCAAGCUCGUUUAGGUACGCUCGAAGAAGAUCUGGGUAUGGGUGGUACCGACUACAACCUCGCCACGAGUAUUCUCUUUGUUGGAUACCUGUUGAUGCAGCUCCCAUCCAACCUGAUUCUUACUCGAGUCCGACCCUCGCUGUUUCUGGGCAUCGCAAUGGCCAUUUGGGGUGUCAUUUCCGCCUGCCAGGCGGCUAUUACCUCAUUUUCAGGUCUAAUCGUCACACGGUUUUUCCUUGGAUUUGUUGAAGCGCCUUUCUUUCCAGGCGCUGUGAUGUUAAUGUCAAGUUGGUAUACCCGACAGGAGCUGAGCCAUCGCAUUGCCUGGUUCUAUGCCGGAAGCUCACUUGCCAACGCUUUUGGCGGCCUCAUCGGGGCUGGUGUUCUGGGUAAUCUCAGCGGAGCACAGGGUAUUGCAGGAUGGCGAUGGCUGUUCAUUAUCGAAGGAUGUAUCACUGUGGGCAUUUCGCUCCUCGCCAGCAUCUUUCUCCCAAAUUACCCUGCUUCAACUUCCUGGUUAACCGAGGAGGAACAAGCUUAUGCGCAGUGGCGUCUGAUGCACGAUGCCGGAGAAGCUGAUGAGGUUGGCUCAACAAGUACCAAAGAGGCCUUGGCCUUGGUUUUUGCGGACAAACGAAUCUACCUCUUCAUCCUCCUCCAGCAUGUUUCGCUCUUGUCCCAGAACUUCCAAUAUUUCUUCCCGACAAUCGUGCAAACCCUGGGCUACGGCAAUGUCGAGACUCUUUUGAUCACCGCGCCCGUGUGGAUUGCCACAUUCUUCGUUUCGCUGAUUGUCACAUGGACCUCAGGAAAGACGAACGAUCGCAGUAUACACAUUAUCUGCUUGAUGAUGGUCAGCGUGAUAGGGGGCGUUAUUUGCACCGUUACCACCAACAUCGGCGCCAAGUUCUUCGCUAUGUUCCUUAUGCCCAUGGGAGCGGUGUCUGCGUAUCAAAUUAUCAUUGCAUGGGUCGCUAACUCCUUCCCUCGGCCGUUAGUAAAACGGUCCGCGGCAAUCGCGAUCGCAAACAUGAUCGGAAAUACUGCCUCGAUAUAUGGUAGUUAUAUGUGGCCCUCGUCUUCGGGGCCUCGGUAUAUCCCUGGAGGAAGUGCGACCGCUGCGAUUGCAUUCUUCGUCGCGGUUAUUGCCUUUAUCAUUCGCCUGGUCCAUGUUCGUAUGAACAAAAGACUAGAUGAGGACGAACACGCUGAAGUACCUCCUACAGGCGCUCCAGCUGAUCUAGAGACCCGAGUGGUCGGAUUCCGGUAUAUUUUGUGA